Molecule: messenger RNA, 1169 nt
Organism: Opisthocomus hoazin
Lineage: Eukaryota; Metazoa; Chordata; Aves; Opisthocomiformes; Opisthocomidae
Source: RefSeq, a predicted model, not a curated record
AUGAAUGACUAUCUACCACAGUGGAUUGGAGGAGACCUUUAUGUCUUCGAAGGUCUCUUAAGCAUCAGCUUCUUGGGACCUGGGAAGGUUGACCUCACGCGAACCUUCACCUUCCGCAACUCGAAGCAGACAUACACAGGAAUUCCCAUUAUAGUGGCAAACAUGGACACUGUGGGGACAUUUGAAAUGGCUGUGGUUAUGGCAAAACAUGCCAUGUUCACUGCAAUUCACAAGCACUAUUCUCUGGAAGAGUGGAAACUGUUUGCUGCCAAUCACCCAGAAUGCCUUGAGCAUGUAGCAGCAAGCUCAGGUAGUGGAAAAGCUGAUUUGGACAAGUUAACAAGUAUUCUAGAGGCCAUUCCACAUGUCAGAUACAUUUGCCUGGAUGUGGCAAACGGCUAUUCAGAGCACUUUGUGGAGUUUGUGAAGUCUGUCCGUGCCCUGUUCCCACAUCACACCAUUAUGGCAGGCAAUGUGGUGACAGGAGAGAUGGUAGAAGAACUUAUUCUUUCCGGAGCAGAUAUUAUUAAAGUGGGUAUUGGACCAGGCUCUGUGUGUACCACUCGGAUUAAGACAGGAGUGGGCUAUCCACAGCUAAGUGCUGUUAUUGAGUGUGCAGACUCAGCACAUGGAUUGAAAGGACAUAUCAUCUCUGAUGGAGGAUGCAGCUGCCCGGGAGACGUCGCCAAAGCCUUUGGAGCUGGUGCUGAUUUUGUCAUGCUUGGAGGAAUGUUUGCAGGCCAUGACCAGUGUGCUGGAGAGAUUAUGGAAAAGAAUGGCAAGAAAGUGAAACUCUUUUAUGGAAUGAGCUCUGAUACAGCCAUGAAGAAGCAUGCAGGAGGGGUCGCUGAAUACAGGUCUUCAGAGGGCAGAACUGUAGAGGUGCCGUACCGAGGGGACGUGGAACUCACCAUCCUGGACAUCCUCGGGGGGCUGCGCUCCACCUGCACCUACGUGGGAGCUGCCAAACUCAAGGAACUGAGCAGGAGAACAACGUUUAUCCGGGUCACCCAGCAGCACAGCCAGGUCUUCUCGUAGCCCAGGACUGGGGGCCUGGGGAGAGAGGGGUGGGGGAGAGGGGCAGGAAGGUCUGCUGGUUUGUUUCGCUUUCUCCUCCACGCUGCGUUAGUGCAAUCUCUCCUCUCUCAGAGUGGCUGCGUCAUAGCCAU